Molecule: messenger RNA, 1495 nt
Organism: Prorocentrum cordatum
Lineage: Eukaryota; Dinophyceae; Prorocentrales; Prorocentraceae
Source: the annotation of a GenBank genome assembly
GCUGCUCUACGAGGGAGAGGUUGAGCCAGGGGCGAACCCGUGGGUCGACAGGUUCCUGGUUUGCAAGGGUUGUGAGAUGCGUGGCCUGGUUGACGAUCUCCCGCCCAUCGAGGGCUGCAACGGCACCGCCGUCCUGGAGGUUGACAUUACGGCGCAGUUCACCCGAGAAAACACGCUCGUCGUCAGCUGCGAUAUUCUGCAACUGAUCAUGACCGGCAUCUGGGUCACGAAGGACCAGGAGUCCGGGGAGUGGGUCAGAGCCUCUGACAAACCGGGCGACCCUGGCGUUCCCGGCGCUAUCCCGGUACAGGUGUGCGCCAGCUGCCGCAAGACCACGCUGGACGAGGGCCGGGCGUUCGACGUUUGUCAGGACUGCCAGGGCGUUUGGUACUGCAGCGACGAGUGCUGCGCGGCGCACCGCAUGAAGCACAAGGCGACGUGCUGCGAGCCGUACCUGCCCCACCGGAAGCAGUGGGGGGUCAAGGAGGGCGUGAAGGGGCUGCGGGACGAGAUGUACCCCCUGACCGGGCUGGCCUCCUUCCGGGAGCCGCACGAGCACCGCAUGCCCUGGCUGAGGAGGCCCGAGCACGCCAAGAAGCUAGCACCUGGGGGAGUGAGGACGGUGUCCCUGCCCGGCUUCGGGGACAGGACCAUGCUGCCAGUGAGGAGCGGGCAGCUCGAUCAGAUCAGGACGGGAGCGGACGGGACCAUAACAAUCACGCCCGCUCAAACGGUCUCGUCCCGAGAGCCUCGCAUGGUCCGGGAGACGCCGGAGCCGGAUCCAGAGAUCCUGACCUUCCUGAACAUGACCCGCGACGAGUACGUGGAGAAGGACCAGAAGAUGCAGCUGGCGCUCGCCAAAGAGGACUGCGAGGCACUUGGGAUCGUCGGGAUCGCCCCCGUCGCGCGCAGCGCGGAGUCGGAGGCUGGUCCGACCCCGUCGUGGGUCAAGCCGAAGCAGAGGAGGGUCAUGGAUGGCGUCGACGAGCCCCGGACGAGGCCGGGCCGCGUGGAGCUCGACGAGCGCGCAGUGCAGCGCCUGGAGGCGGCGCAGGUCGAGGCCGUGCGGCCCGGCCAGCCCAGGCCAGAGGUGGUGCCCGCCCCCUGGGUGGCGUUCGAGCGGAGCGGGGCCGACGAGGACGAGGAGUUCGAGGUCAUAAAGCCCAACCCCGGAGCCGGGGAUCUCCCGCCGCCGGCGGAGCGCAAGGAGGGCGUCGUCUACAGGGACUCCCUGGUGCGGCAGGACGCGAAGAGGAGGGGUCUGCGGCUCUCGGAGGAGGCACUGCAGCGCAUGGAGGCGGUGGGCACGGUGGCCAGGAAAGAGGCAAAGGACAAGAACAAGCAGGUGUCGAACCAGCGCCGCACUGUCGACGCGCGCCACACCUACGGGGACUUCCUCUCGGAGUCGGCCCAGCAGGUCGGCCGCGCGGCCGACCAGCGCAAGGCGAACGGGGCUGCCGCCGCGACGCGCCGCAGGCCGCCGCCGGCGCGCUGA